This is a messenger RNA of Spirodela intermedia, 1251 nucleotides long. The record is from the annotation of a GenBank genome assembly. Lineage: Eukaryota; Viridiplantae; Streptophyta; Magnoliopsida; Alismatales; Araceae.
AUGGGAGACAACUUGAUGGACUUGCCUCCUGGUUUCAGGUUCCAUCCAACUGAUGAAGAGAUCAUAACUCACUACCUACGAAAGAAGGUCGUGAACAAAACCUUCAGCUCUAUAGCCAUAGGGGAAGCAGAUUUGAACAGAUGUGAACCGUGGAAUCUUCCAAGUAAAUUUCCCUUGAAAUAUUCACCCUUGUAUCAUUCAUCUUUUGCGCUCUUCCUUUCCAAUUGUUUUCCUUGAUCUCAUUCUUGUCGCUGCAUAAUUUCCAGGCAAGGCGAAGAUGGGGGAGAAGGAGUGGUAUUUCUUCUGCAAAAGGGACAAGAAGUACCCAACUGGAACGAGGACGAAUAGGGCCACGGAAUCUGGAUAUUGGAAGGCCACUGGAAAAGACAAGGAGAUAUUUUACAGGGGAAAGUCUUCUCUCGUCGGAAUGAAGAAAACCCUUGUGUUCUACCUUGGAAGAGCUCCCAAAGGACAGAAAACCAACUGGGUGAUGCAUGAAUACAGGCUUGAAGGAAAAUUCUCAGGCUACGACCCUCCAGGAACUUCCAACGUACUUUCCCCCUUCCUCUUCAAAUGAUUCCUUAUUUCCACUCCUUCGCAACCGCAUGAAUAAUUCUCAACCUUUUGUGAUCGCAGGAUGAAUGGGUUAUCUGUAGAGUGUUUCACAAGAGCACAGGUCCAAAGACGAGACCUUCACCUGAGCUUGAAAGAACCGAUUCCUUUGGAGCGUUGCUCUCGUCUGCAGAUGAUCGCUUCACCUACAACGGCGAUGGCAUGGCUGUCAAAGCAUCCUCCACCGCCAUGUUAAAUCCUUCCUAUCUGGCCUCCACCAUGCCCAUGGAGUAUCCUCGAGAUCCACAGAGAUCCUUCUUUACCAACAAUAAUGGUGAACUCUGCUCCGGCUUCCCAUCCCAAGAGGCCAUUCUCUACCCUCAAGGAGCCGUCGGCCUUCCUGGCCAGCUAUCCCCCUCGUCGGCCAACGCCGGCUACAUGCACCAGGACAGGAAUCUCGGCUUUCCUUCUCAAACGACAGCAACUGCAUUCAGGAGUCACACCAAGGUGGAACAAUACUCUAAUCCCUCUUUCGUAAGCGUUUCACAAGACACGGGGCUGAGCACUGAUAUGAACACCGAGAUAUCGUCGGUCAUCUCUACGCGUGAUGUUGGCGUCUCUCGGUCAUAUAACGAUCCAGAUUAUCCCUCCUCUUCGGCCACUCCGGCGGACGAUUACAUCAGCUUCUGGGAGUACUAA